GGCAGCUGGCAGUAGUUCCGUCAGAGCGGACAUCUUGUGGCUGUGUCGUGCGCGUGAGCCCCGUAGGGCCGGGGAGGCACCAGCUGCCGCGCGGGGAGGAGGCCGAGGCCGCAGCUUGAGGGAGGCCCCGGCCCCUCUGCGCCUGUGUCUGGCAGAGCCGGUGUGAGACGAAGAGACAAUCCUUCCCUGCCGCCCGGAUAAUCAAGAGUUUUGGCCGGACCUUUGAGCAUACACCGAGAGAGUGAGGAGCCAGACGAAAAGCACAGACUAUGGCGCUGAAACGGAUUAAUAAGGAACUUAGCGAUUUGGCCCGUGACCCUCCAGCACAAUGUUCUGCAGGUCCAGUUGGGGAUGAUAUUUUUUUUUUUGUUUUUCCGUAGUGUUUCAUUGGCAAGCCACAAUUAUGGGACCUAUAAGAAACUGUAUAUGCUGGAUAAUUGAAUAUUCAGAAUUAUGGAUACCAUCUAAGAAUUUCACAGAAUUAGAGCGCAAUAAAACAACCUGGAAUGACAGCCCAUAUCAAGGUGGUGUAUUCUUUUUGACAAUUCAUUUUCCUACAGACUACCCCUUCAAACCACCUAAGGUUGCAUUUACAACAAGAAUUUAUCAUCCAAAUAUUAACAGUAACGGCAGCAUUUGUCUCGAUAUUCUAAGAUCACAGUGGUCUCCUGCUUUAACUAUUUCUAAAGUUCUUUUAUCCAUUUGUUCACUGCUAUGUGAUCCAAACCCAGAUGACCCCCUAGUGCCAGAGAUUGCACGGAUCUAUAAAACAGACAGAGAUAAGUACAACAGAAUAUCUCGGGAAUGGACUCAGAAGUAUGCCAUGUGAUGCUACCUUAAAGUCAGAAUAACCUGCAUUAUAGCUGGAAUAAACUUUAAAUUACUGUUCCUUUUUUGAUUUUCUUAUCCGGCUGCUCCCCUAUCAGACCUCAUCUUUUUUAAUUUUAUUUUUUGUUUACCUCCCUCCAUUCAUUCACAUGCUCAUCUGAGAAGACUUAAGUUCUUCCAGCUUUGGACAAUAACUGCUUUUAGAAACUGUAAAGUAGUUACAAGAGAACAGUUGCCCAAGAUUCAGAAUUUUUUAAAAAAUGGAGCAUGUGUAUUAUGUGGCCAAUGUCUUCACUCUAACUUGUAUGAGACUAAAACCAUUCCUCACUGCUCUAACAUGCUGAAGAAAUCAUCUGAGGGGGAGGGAGAUGGAUGCUCAGUUGUCACAUCAAAGGAAGCAGCAUUAUUCUAGCAUCCAGUCUUUUUUUUUAAGCCUUCCACUGUUAGAGAUUUGAGGUUACAUGAUAUACUUUAUGCUCAUAACUGAUGUGGCUGGAGAAUUGGUAUUGAAUUUAUAGCAUCAGCAGAACAGAAAAUGUGAUGUAUUUUAUGCAUGUCAAUAAAGGAAUGACCUGUUCUUGUUCUACAGAGAAUGGAAAUUGGAAGUCAAACACCCUUUGUAUUCCAAAAUAGGGUCUCAAACAUUUUGUAAUUCUCAUUUAAAUUGUUAGGAGGCUUGGAGCUAUUAGUUAAUCUAUCUUCCAAUACACUGUUUAAUAUAGCACUGAAUAAAUGAUGCAAGUUGUCAAUGGAUGAGUGAUCAACUAAUAGCUCUGCUAGUAAUUGAUUUAUUUUUCUUCAAUAAAGUUGCAUAAACCAAUGAGUUAGCUGCCUGAAUUAAUCAGUAUGGGAAACAAUCUUUUGUAAAUGCAAAGCUGUUUUUGUAUAUACUGUUGGGAUUUGCUUCAUUGUUUGACAUCAAAUGAUGAUGUAAAGUUCAAAAGAGUGAAUAUUUUGCCAUGUUCAGUUAAAAGUGCACAGUCUGUUACAGGUUGACACAUUGAUUGACCUGAUUUAUGCAGAAUUAAUAAGCUAUUCGGAUAGUGUAGCUUUAGUAUGCUGCACAUGAUACUGGCAGCCCUGGAGUUCAUAGAUGGACUUGGGACCCAGCAGUUUUGAAACAUGUAUAUGGAGUUUAAGAAAUUUAUUUUCCAGGUGCAACCCCCAUCUAACUAAAUUUUUUUCUUCACCUUGUACACUUGACAGCUGAAAAAACCAUAACAUGGGAGUAAUAAUGGGUCAAAAUUUACAAAAUAAAGUACUGUUUUGGUGUGGGAGUUGUCAUGAGGCUGUGUUGAAGUGACUUAACUAUGUGGGAUAUUGAAUAUCCAUUGAAAUGGAUUUGUUCAGCCAUUUACAUUAAUGAGCAUUUAAAUGCAACAGAUAUCAUUUCAGGUGACUUAACGUGAAUGAAUAAAAGUCAAUGCUAUUGGA
Molecule: messenger RNA, 2262 nt
Organism: Ailuropoda melanoleuca (giant panda)
Lineage: Eukaryota; Metazoa; Chordata; Mammalia; Carnivora; Ursidae
Gene: UBE2D3
Product: ubiquitin conjugating enzyme E2 D3
Exons: 9
Coding region: 404-829 (141 amino acids)
Source: RefSeq, a predicted model, not a curated record